AGGGUGGAGAAAGAGAGAAUAUUUGACUGGGUUGUUUCGCGAAAUUGGCAGCUUUAGUCACUUCCCUUCCCUUUCCUUUCUUUUGCGUCUAUAUCUUCUGCCUUUCCCUCCGCUUCUUCUUGCCUACCAAUUCUGACCUUUCUCUUCUUCUUCUUCCUUUGAUCAAGGUUUCUCAUCCUCCUUCUCACAUCGACCUCUUCUCCGAUCGUCAUGUCGUUCAGAGGCCUCCGACGGCAAAACACUUUAUCUGCAAUGGGUGUGAAUGAACACACCAAGAAGACAUUUUCUGAACUACAGAGAAAGAAAAUGUAUAGAUAUGUGAUCUUUAAGGUUGAUGAAAAGAAAAGGGAGGUGGUGGUUGACAAGAUUGGCAAUCCUGCUGAGAGCUAUGAAGAUUUCACUGCUGCUCUGCCCGACAACGAUUGCCGCUAUGCUGUUUAUGAUUUUGAUUUUGUGACAUCUGACAACUGUCAGAAGAGCAAGAUUUUCUUCAUUGCCUGGUCUCCAGCGAGCUCUCGAAUCCGUGCCAAGAUGCUCUAUGCAACAUCUAAAGACAACUUUCGACAUGAGCUGGAUGGCAUUCACUAUGAGAUCCAAGCUACUGACCCUGCAGAGAUGGACCUGGAAGUGAUUAGAGACCGUGCUCAAUGAACAGUCUCCGUUUAAUUUGUUUAAUUUGUUCUCUCUAAGGGGUAAACCAGCUAGUAUUUUGAAUACUUAUGAACUGGUUUAGCUUCGAUAUGUGUAAAACCGAACGCUGGCGAAUGAAAACGUUGGACAAAGCGUAAAAUAAACUAACAUCUGCAGAAUGCUGAUAUAUGGUGGAUCGACAUGUUGUUGUGGUUGCUAUCACUGCUUCUCAGGUGAAGACAAGUUUGCUAUAGAAAAUGUUUAGAAUUUAUCAAACCUAUUAUCAUUGGAAAUUUGUUCUCUGGUGGAUCUAAUUCACUCUCUCUUCUGUGCCUCCUUUUAUGAUGUGAAAUGAAGAACACAAUGCCGCAUGGAUCAU
This is a messenger RNA of Cucurbita moschata (crookneck pumpkin), 1009 nucleotides long. RefSeq names its product actin-depolymerizing factor-like. Gene Ontology annotation, molecular function: actin filament binding. Gene Ontology annotation, biological process: actin filament depolymerization. NCBI's taxonomy places the organism in Eukaryota, Viridiplantae, Streptophyta, Magnoliopsida, Cucurbitales, Cucurbitaceae. The coding region runs from base 211 to 651 and encodes 146 amino acids. The transcript is spliced from 4 exons. Gene Ontology annotation, cellular component: cytoplasm; actin cytoskeleton. The record is from RefSeq and is a predicted model, not a curated record.